AUGGCUCAAAUUGAAUGCGACAAAAAACUUGAUCUGGAUGAUCCACUUAACAGGCCAUCUUUUUUGAAUGCAUCUUCAGAUCAAAUGAAAACAAUUCAGGAAAAAGGAAAUAAAAAGAUCAAAGGUAUUCAAAAGUACGAUGAUAAUCAAUUCAAGUCAACUCAAUUAUUUAAGGGUAUCAAAGAACAAGAGUCACCAAAAGAUUUAAUUUAUUUCGAUGUCGAUAAUUACAACAAACCAAAGAAAUUAAUCUUUUAUUAUGCUUCUUUCAAAUUUCUGGACAUAA
Trichomonas vaginalis G3 is the source of this 286-nucleotide messenger RNA. RefSeq lists its product as uncharacterized. The annotation marks the transcript as partial. Lineage: Eukaryota; Parabasalia; Trichomonadida; Trichomonadidae. The record is from RefSeq and is a predicted model, not a curated record. The transcript has a single exon.